CCCCCAUCUCUGGAAAAAAGGAAGGAAAAAAAUGGCUGAAUCAUUUCUGUAUAGUGUUCCAGAAAACAUUAUGGGAAAGAUAGCCUCUCUUGCACUGCAAGAAGUUUCUUUGGCAUGGGGUCUUGAGAGGGACUUGAAGAAGCUUGAGGACAACUUAACAAUAAUAAAAGCUGUGUUACUGGAUGCAGAAGAGAAGCAGGCACAUAGCCAAGCGUUGCGCCUUUGGCUUGGGAGGCUUAAGAAUUUUUGUUAUGAUGCUGAAGAUGUGCUGGACGAGCUCGAGUAUGAAGGCUUGCGCAAACAAGUUGUGAAACAGUACGGACACACCAAAAAGAAGGUAACACGCUGUAGAUGCCCGAAUCUACAAUCGUUGAAUAGUCUACGUAAUUUAUACAGAGGCCUUCUACAGUGGGAUCCUGAAAAACAAAGCAAGGUUAAGAUCAAUUUGUCCCCCACUCUCGGAGUUAGACGAAGUCUGGCUGCGAGAGUAGUUCGUUGUUACUAUUAUGAGACGGAAGAGAAGACGUUGACGGAAACGAGGAUAUUGGGGGAGAAGGAAGUUGAUCGCCCGCCGCUUGAGUUGGCGGAUUCGAAGAGAGUGGCGGCGGAUGCUAUUCGAAGGGUCGAAAUGGUAGUCAACGAGAUGGAGGGGUUCAGGACGCCGGUCGCGGAUGCUAAGGCGGGGGAGCAUAAGGCAAAUAUGGGUGAAUUGGUGGCUUUAGAGAAGUUGGAAGCGGCCGACCGUCAAAGGCGAGAGAUGAAUGUUACUAUUUUGACUUUUUGA
Molecule: messenger RNA, 784 nt
Organism: Tripterygium wilfordii
Lineage: Eukaryota; Viridiplantae; Streptophyta; Magnoliopsida; Celastrales; Celastraceae
Product: putative disease resistance RPP13-like protein 1
Exons: 3
Coding region: 32-784 (250 amino acids)
Source: RefSeq, a predicted model, not a curated record